This is a messenger RNA of Rhopalosiphum padi (bird cherry-oat aphid), 741 nucleotides long. Its product is annotated as piggyBac transposable element-derived protein 4-like. NCBI's taxonomy places the organism in Eukaryota, Metazoa, Arthropoda, Insecta, Hemiptera, Aphididae. The coding region runs from base 1 to 741 and encodes 246 amino acids. The transcript has 2 exons. The record is from RefSeq and is a predicted model, not a curated record.
AUGAACGAAAACGAAAUUGUUCAAGCUCUUUGGUCAUCAGAUGAGUUAUCUGAAUUUGAUGAUAGUGAUGCAGAUCCUGACUUUGCUUUGGAUUCUGAUACUGAUGAUGAUAUUAUUCCUUCGAAUAACUCACAUGAAAAUUAUGAUGCUUCUACUUUAAGUUCGUCUGGUUGGGGUCCUAUAAACAGUAAUGCUUCUAGUCCAGUGUUCAAUUCUGAGUCUUUUGGAAUCAACCCAGACAUUCUCGAAACACUUAAUGAUGGUACACCAUAUGACUUAUUUUCUUUAUUUAUUGAUGACGAAGUCUUAAAUUUAUUAGUUAUUGAAACUAACAGAUAUGCUCGUGAUUUACUUUCAACUCCUCGUGGUCCAAAAUCUAGACUCAAUAAAUGGGUUGAUGUUGACACAGUUGAAAUUAAGAGAUUUUUGGGAAUAGUUAUGUGGAUGAGGUUAAAUCCACUACCAACUUUGGCAAGUUAUUGGAGCAAAAAUGAAAUGUAUCAAACACAUAUUCCUAAGUAUAUGACCAGAAACAGAUUCGAGUUGCUUUUGAGAACUUUUCAUUGUUCAAACAAUCAAAUAUGUCCUAGAGGUGACAGAUUGUAUAAAGUUCGUGGUUUGGUUGAUAUGCUAGUGAGCAAAUAUAAAGUAUGCAACAUACCAGGGGAAAAUUUGUGUAUUGACGAAUCGGUGAUUCCAUUUGUUGGACGUUUGUCGUUCCGUCAAUACAUAAAAAAUUAA